UUUUUCUCCCGUCCUACCUUCAUCCACACCUCGGAUCGGUGGAUCGACCGAUCGAUCGACGGGUGGUGGCACGUUGUUUUCUUCUCCAUCCAUCCAUCCAUCCACUCGGUGGCUAUGGCGUAGGGAGGAAAAUCACGAAAAAGAGGAUCACUCGGACGGAUUCUUUUCUCUCUCUCUCUCUUUUCUUCUUCUUGUUCUACUUCUUUGAUCUUCUUCUUCUCUGCUGCUCUGCCGUCCAUGGUGGUAUGGUGGUGAUGUGGUGGCGUGCAAGGUGAGGUAAAGGGGGUGUGGUGGUGGUCGGCUCGGCUGUUUAUCCAUCCAUCCAUGGAUGCCGGUGAGGGUGGCGGCGCGCCCGCCGCCGCCGCCGCCGUGUCGAAUGGGUUUGUUCACGCCGUCGUGCGGUGGUGCUUCUCUCCGCUCUUCUUCUGGCUGUUCACCGUCGCUCUCGUCGCCGCCAUCCACCUCGCCUCCACCUACAUCUCUCCCUCCAGAGACGAAGAGGACAAGGAGAAGAAGGCGCGGCGCGGCGGCGAUUUCGCCGGAGCCGGGGAGGAGAGGGAGGAGGAGGAGGUGGGAAGGAACGACGACAAGAUUCUGGAGAUGAUGCGGAGCUUCAGCUUCAUGCAUGCGAGCGAGGAGGAUUUCAUGGAGGGGAUGGCUACGUACGACCACGUCGUCGCCAGGAUGGCGCCGGAGCCGCUGCCGCUGACGCCGCCGGCCGCGCCGCCGCCGUCGACGUUCAGCUUCAGGUUCCAGCACCAGUUGCCCGAGAUUCUCCGGGAGACGGCCGUGGUCUCGGGUGAAAUACCUGUGCAAGUAUUGGAAGAACACGAGCCGGAGAAGAAGCCGGCGAUUGCGAUGGAAUCGAAGCAAGAACGCGAGCGCGAUGCAGAGGAGAGAGAGGUGGUCAUGGAGGAGGAGGAAGAAGAGGAGCAGAGUAGAGAGGUCGUGGAGGCGGCGGCGGCGGCGCCGAUGAUCGUGUCGACCACGCACAACUACCGGUUCUUGACGGAGCGUGACUUCCGAGGGUUCGUCAAGGAGCCGGAGGCCAUCACGGUGCGCGUCCAGGAAUCCUUCGUGCCAUCGCCGGAGCUGGAGGCGGUGGCGGUGGCGGCAGCGGCGCAGCCGGAGGAGCGGCGAGUGGUCGACGGGGCGCCACGGCGCGGCUUCCUCACGACCAACGACUUCCGCCCGGCGAACGAGCCGGAUAGCGCGCGCCAGAGCGUGGCGUCGCAGCUGGGGCGGAAGCCGGCGGCGAGCUCCCCGUCCGCCGCGUCGAGGGGCAGCGCCGCCGCCGCCGUGAGCGGGAGGACGAGCUUCGCGUCGGAGUUCUCCGGCUUCGGCGGCGACUCCGACUCGGAGUCAACCGCCAGCGACGGGUACUCGGUGAAGGACCUCGUCGUCGACUCCGACAGCGACUGGUUCCUCUCGGAGAAGGACUUCCCGGCGGCGGCGGUGGCCGGGCACGACGCCGGCAGCCUCAGGGGCUAUUACAAGGCCAAGGUGCUCAAGGCCCUGGAAGCCCUCGACGCGUCGGCCUCCAACCUGGAACGUUCGUUCCAGGACUCGGCGACGACGGUGUCGCCGGGCUCGGUCGUCGGCCAGGCCUCGCCGGACAUCAUCGGCGCCGCCGACGACCCCGCCAAGUACCCCGAGGACAUGUGGUCCCGGAGCCCCUCGCCGGACGUCGAGUACAACGAAGACGAGCACAAGGGAAACGAGGCGACGAACAUGGCGGAGGAGGUGAGCUUCGACAUGAGCGACGACGAGCGGCCGCCCGCCUCCGGCGGCAAGAAGACGACGGCGAUGGCAGCAUCAUCAUCAUCAUCAUCACCGGUGCACGACGCCGAAUCUGAAGAUGAGAACAGCUUGGAUCAUUCGGAGAAGGAAACCAUCACGAUACAUGAUCAUUCGUACGAAUCUGUCUCCGAUGUCAAGAGGAGGAGCCCAGAAGCAAUCUCUGACGCAGAAUUGGAUGAUGCCUCGUCUCGCCAUGCUGCUGUUCUUGAUGCCAAGGUAAGAAGCCCGGACGUUCAUUCAUCUGAACCCAUCUUUGACAAUUACGAAGAACAUGAGGUCUCAAAUGAUCAAUCACAAGCGGCAGUUUCUGAUGAGAAGAGAAGCACACCGCAUUCGGAGAGAGAAUUUGCUGGUACAGACGAUCGCUCACACGAACUCAUUUCUGAUGUUUGGAAAGAUAUUGUCGGUGCAAAUGAUCAGUCAUUAGCAUCAGCUCACGAUGAAGAAAGAAGUCCUGAUCAAUCGGUUGCGAUUAUUUCUGAUGAUCACAAAGCAAUUGUCAGUGCUACGAAUGAUUCCUCAAAUGGAGAAGUUUCUGAUCAUAAGAGCACCCCAGAGACUGCAGAGCAGGAAUUCAGUGGAAAUGAUGAUCCAUAUGAACUAGUUGCCGAUGCAAGGAUCAUUUCAGAGCGUGCAGAAGAAGAUGAUAUCCCAAAUGAGCGUCCAGGGAACGCCACUCGGCAUGUCACCUUCUCCGUCGCCGAGAAGGGGAAGGUGUUGGACGUGGUGGAGGAGGAUCAAGAGGACAAGUGGAAGGAUUUGACGGAAGAGGAGGAGGACGAGCUGGAGUCACUGUGGGAGCACCAGGAUCUGAUCGAGCAGCUGAAGCUGGAGCUGAAGAAGGUGCGGUCGAUCGGGCUACCGACGAUCUUGGAGGAGUCGGAGACGCCGAAGGCACCGAUGGAGGAUCUCAAGCCAUGGAGGAUCGACGCCAAGUUCCUUCGCGAGGACCCAAUGGACGAGCUGAAUAAGUUCUUCAAGAGUUAUAGGGAGAGAAUGAGGAAGUUUGACAUAUUGUGCUAUCAGAAGAUGUAUGCAAUAGAUUUUCUUCAGUUCAGAGGGCCUCAACAAUCGGCAAAUUCUCUAAAAUCCUUAUCACCAACGGUGACAUCCAUCCUGUCUCACAAUUUCCGGUCGUCACGUCGAAAAUCACCCGAGGACCCGUCAGAAAGGUUUCUCAAGGAGCUCCGGUAUGACUUGGAGACAGUUUACGUCGGCCAAAUGUGCCUAUCAUGGGAGUUCCUUCGGUGGCAGUAUGAGCAGGCCCAUGACCUGCCGGAAUCCGAUCCUUACCACAGCCAUCAGUACAACCAGGUGGCAGGGGAAUUCCAACAAUUUCAGGUAGUUGUGCAGAGGUUUGUGGAGGAUGAGUCCUUCAAGGGCCCUAGGUUGCCAAACUACAUCAAUAACCGAUGUGUUCUUCGAAAUCUCUUGCAAGUACCAGUAAUAAAAGAGGACAGCUUGAAGGACAGGAUGGAGGAUCAGCGUAAGGGGAACUAUGUCAUAACGAGCGAGGAGCUGGAGGAGAUCAUGGAGGAAUGCAUGCGCGUCUUUUGGGAGUUCAUCAGGUCCGACAGAGUCGAGACGACGUCGGUGCUCAAGGGCUUGUCGAGCACUCAUGUUGAGCUCCAGGACCCUUUAGACCAUGAUCUUAUGAUGCACAUCGACUCCACGUUACAGAAGAAAGAGAAGAGGCUGAAGGAUCUCCUGAGGACCGGCAACUGCAUAGUGAAGAAGUUCAAGAAGCCCAAGGAGGACACCUUGAACCAGAGCCUCUUCUUCUCGCAGGUCGACAUGCGGCUCGUGGCACGGGUCCUGCGGAUGCCGAGGAUCACCAGCGAGCAGCUGCAGUGGUGCAAGGCGAAGCUGGACAAGAUCGCACUUGUAGAUAGGAGGAUCCACAGGGAGGCUUCAUUUUUGUUGUUCCCCUGUUGAGAAUACAUAUAUAAAUACACAUGCUUCUUUUGUUCAUUUUUCCCCCCUCCAUAAAUCAUCUCCACCAUGUAAUCCACGGCUUGUAGAUUUUUCUUAACCUUUUAGUAAUCCAGGUCUCUUUACACAUGUCCAGUAAAUUACAAAUUGUAACAUGGUAAAACAGCUCAUAAACCACAGAGUCCACACGGUACAGUACUUACAGUACCCUAGCUAGAAAAUCAGAGUGUAAUAAAUCAGCAUUUCCUCUCAAGAGGAAACAUCUACCUCAGAAUGCACAGAUUUCUACUACAUCUGAAGAUGAACUGUGUUCAUGUAA
Molecule: messenger RNA, 4051 nt
Organism: Oryza sativa Japonica Group (Japanese rice)
Lineage: Eukaryota; Viridiplantae; Streptophyta; Magnoliopsida; Poales; Poaceae
Source: RefSeq, a predicted model, not a curated record